AUGCCUUCCUUCCGCGUCAAGGCCCGGUUCUGGAAAAGGUCUCGGUCAGAUGGAGCGGCGCCUGUGGAGCGGAAAAUCAGCCAACACGAGAACACCCAUGACCAGCAGAAAGACAGUCAUCAGCAGAGCAGCCAUGCACUAGAAAAAUGUCAGCAGUCGACAUCGACUACAUCGGACCCCCCAGAUCUGUGGUCGGAGGCGGAGAAACGACUGCGCCAGGACGAAAAGAUGAGCCGAGUGAUGGACGAAGCCGUCGAGAUUCUGGAGGAGUUUGGAAUGAAAGUCGGAUCGUACGCCACAGCGGACCGUCAACAGCUCAGCGAGUUUCUCGACACUAGGGUCGACGAACUGGAGCAGAAGAAAUGGAUUGUCCGGGUGGGCGGCCACAGCAUCGGAGUUCAGGACCAGCUCACCCGGAUAUUCAAGAAUGUUCUGGUGGUCAAGGACAUCGUCACGACUGCGGCCGCUGCGAGUCCCCCAGCCGCCAUAGUCUGUGCCAGUAUGACAGUCAGCAUACAUCUUUACAUCCAGGCGGUUGAGCAGCAUGACCAACUUCUGAACGGAUUAGAGACAGCGUCAAACCUCAUACCCCGUCUCCACGCGAUGGAAACCCUCUACUUGCAUUCGAAUGCCGUCCUGGACAAGAACUUCAUGAACAAAUUUAGGGAGAGAAUGAUUAUCCUGUACUCCAAGGUGCUGGAGCUUCAGGCGCGGGCGUUGUCCUAUCUAAGAAAGCGCUCGGUCUCCCGCAUCUCCCGGGAUAUUCUAAAACAAGAUCCAUGGCAGGCGUUGUUGCAAGACAUGAAAAAUCUUGAACGCGAAGCACAGAAUUUCACAGCCCUAAUUGACAAAGCGGAGCUGAAUGAAGCUUAUGAGAAAGUCCACCGAAAGCUCCAAACGGCGGUGGAUGGCUUCCAGGCGUGGCAGACCAAGUCAAGUCGUGACGAAAAGGUAAAGAAAUUGUUCAAAAUGCUCUAUACCUCUCCGUACCGGGACCGGAAGGAUCGAAACGCGAAGAAUGUACCGGGGACAUGCGGUUGGUUUACCGGCCAUCCUCGAUUUCGAGCCUGGAUUGAAAGUGACCAGCAGAGCCUUUUGUGGGUGUCGGCAGAUCCGGGAUGUGGAAAGUCGGUCUUAACACGACACCUGGUGGAUGAAGCCCUUGUAACCGCCGCCGGGGAGAGAACCAUCUGCUACUUUUUCUUCAAAGAUGAUUUCGAGGAUCAGAAAAGCUCGACCAGCGCAAUCGCCUCUGUACUGCGGCAACUGUUUUUGGUCAAACCACAUCUUCUGCCAGACUCUGUACUGGACCGAAUUGAUACGGACGGGGAGCGACUGACCCAGUCCUUCGACCAGUUGUGGAGUAUUUUUGUAUCUGUCGCCGCGAACCCCGAUGCUGGAGAGGUUGUCUGCAUAUUCGACGCGUUGGACGAGUGCCAGGAUAAUGAUCAGCAUCCUGACCGGAGUCAAUUCAUGGAAGCUGUAGCAAAAUUUUACGCAGACAGCCACCAAACGUGCAAAUUAAAGUUUCUGAUGACUAGCAGACCAUAUUGGGACAUACGCGGCGCUUUCCAGGAGCUAGAAGACCGGCUGCCCACUAUACAUUUGAGCGGCGAAGGAGAGCCUGAGGUGGAGAACAUCUCGCGCGAGAUCGACCUUGUGAUUGCAAGCAGAGUGCAAGAUAUCAGCAAGAAGAAAAGCCUGGACCUAGAGGAGGGGCAGUUCCUGCAAGAACAGCUCACAGCCAGGCCGAAUCGGACAUAUCUCUGGGUCAGCCUUACCCUGAACUUCAUAGAGGGGAUUCCUGGGUUCACAAAGGGCAAUGUCCGUCGAGCAGUGCAUGAUGAGAUACCUGACACUGUGGACGGUGCUUACAACAAGAUCUUGAAUAGGAGUCCCGACAAAGCUAAAGCAAGACGGUUAUUGCACAUCAUCACAGCCGCGAAACGGCCGUUAACUUUGCAAGAGCUCUCGCUGUGCAUGGCAUUGAGGGGAGAAAACCAAUCCAAGCAGGACAUCAUGGACGAGACAGAGCCAGUCCACCGAUUUAAGCACACCGUCAGAGACCUCUGCGGUCUGCUGUUGGCGAUCGUCGGUGACAAGAUUUAUCUCCUUCAUCAGACCGUAAAGGAGUUCCUGGUCCAGCCCCAGCCGCCACUGUCACAGACACUGUCGCAGAACAGUUGGAAACAUGCGCUUGCACCAACAGAAUCAGACAAGGUCCUCGCAGAAAUCUGUGUUUGGUAUCUUCUUGCUCAUGUGGAUGGGGCCGAAAUGUACACGCUCGACGAAUAUUCGGCGCGCUACUGGCCAGCUCAUUUCCGAGAAGCAUUGAUUGACAGUCAGGACAAGAUGACCAUACUAGGUGGCCGCCUUUGCACAACAGAGACCAACAUCUACCAUUUCUGGUCGGAGAAAUAUAAAGAAGAAAUACUCUUUUGGGAAGAGUUCCCCUCUAAUGCGACACCCCUUAUCGUUGCAGUGGCUUUGAGACUUGAAGCGGUUGCUCGCCUGCUUCUGGAGACAGAACCAGCGAAGGCAGACUACAAGGAUGCAGACGAACGGACGGCGCUUUCAAGGGCUUCUCAGUAUGGACUUGAAUCCACAGUCAAUCUCUUGCUCAAGACUGAAAAAGUGGACCUGAACUCAAAGAACUCGUUGAACCGAACACCUCUUCACUUCGCUACAUCAAAGGGGCAUAUAUCUGUGACUAAGCUCUUGAUUGAAACUGGAAAAGCAGAGGUUGACUCAAAGGAUUUAGGCGGAUAUACACCUCUUCACUUCGCUGCGUCAAACGGGCAUGUGUCUGUGGCUAAGCUCUUGAUUGAGACUGGAAAGGCAGACGUGAAUGUGAAGAAUAUACGUGGAGAAACACCUCUUCACUUUGCUUCACAAAAAGGGCAUGUAUCUAUGGCUAAGAUCUUGAUUGAGACUGGAAAGGCAGACGUCAACUUGAAGAAUCAACGCGGAGAGACAGCUCUUUUCUAUGCUUCGAUAUACGGGGAUGAAUCUCUGGUCAAGUUCUUGAUUGAGAGUGGAAAGGCAGACGUGAAUUUGAAGAACCGAUACGGACAAACACCCCUGUUCUAUGCUUCGGGAGAGGGAAAUGAAUCUGUGGUCAAACUGCUGCUUCGCACUGCGGAUGUGGAAAUCGAUUCCCAAGACUCUGAGGGUCAAACGCCCCUCUCGUGGGCCGCAGAGAACGGGCAUCAGAGGGUAAUCACGUUACUACUGGAGACGGGGGCAGUACAGAUGGACGCUGAGGAUGAGCUUGGUCAGCGUUUGCUUUCAUGGGCUGUGGAGGAGGGACAUGAAGCUGUAGCGCAGAUGCUGCGGAAAGCAAUAAAGACCCAGAUUCACUGA
Molecule: messenger RNA, 3363 nt
Organism: Aspergillus terreus NIH2624
Lineage: Eukaryota; Fungi; Ascomycota; Eurotiomycetes; Eurotiales; Aspergillaceae
Exons: 2
Coding region: 1-3363 (1120 amino acids)
Molecular function (GO): protein binding
Source: RefSeq, a predicted model, not a curated record